Lytechinus variegatus (green sea urchin) is the source of this 3940-nucleotide messenger RNA. RefSeq names its product transmembrane protein 26-like. The record is from RefSeq and is a predicted model, not a curated record. Lineage: Eukaryota; Metazoa; Echinodermata; Echinoidea; Temnopleuroida; Toxopneustidae. The transcript is spliced from 6 exons. Bases 1144 to 2544 code for a protein of 466 amino acids.
UUCUUCAUUUGUGCCUCUUUUUUCCCCGCGCUCUCCAUAUAACCAGUCGUCUGCUGGUUGGGACAUGUAGUGAUUAACGUUGGCAAGGUUCUCGUCUUUGUCUGAUCAUUCGAGCCUUUGAUUACCCUUACACCACUCCGUAUAACUCUUUGCUAUGACCCAUGUAACGUGCUACGACGUCACCAUUUACAAAUUAUCUCCCCUAACACCCCCCCCCCCUCCAGCAGCACCACUGCCAUCACAAACUCUCUCUUAACUAACCCGUGCACUCCUCGUGACUAUACUGCCUAUUACCUGGCCCAGCCUGAGCAACAUUUUAUCUAGUGGAGUGAAUGCAUGUGGAGUCGAGGGGCGGUGGAGUUCGCGACAGCAAAUUGGACUGUAAAUUUUGAUUUCUAAUCUCGUGACGGAGCGGUAAAGAGCAGAAUAAUAUAUUUGGUUGCAGAGGUACGGACAUAACCAUCAAUGGCUAUUAACUUCAAGCGAAGAAAGUCUGCCACACUUUUUCAUCUUUUUACAAUCUGAUUUCUUGUUGAGGGAGAUUUAUAUAUUGGAUGAUUGUGGUAUCACUGUCAUGACUGUUUUCAUAUCUAAGGGUGAUGUUCAUUUCUUAGCCUCACUUCUGUUUCGACUCUCCGUAUCAUCUUCUUGAUAAAUACCUGAAGAAACUUUAUGAUCUCGAAUUUGAAAUAAUGUUGUUCGAUUGAAUCUACGAAAAACAAUCUUCAGUCCACCGUAUCCCUUUUAAUAUAUUUUCAGGUACCAAUCUCGCCAUUUGACUUAAGAAAUAUUAAAUUUUCAGUUUGGUAUUUUCGACUCUUGUAAUUUUUUGUGCAAAAUUACAUCCAUUUUAUAAGUGAUAAAUCUUUGAAGAACUCCAGCAUACGAUCACGUUGAUAUCCCUUCAAAUAAUUCAUGAACAACAGCACAAUCUGGCCAAACAUUAUUGUCGUUUAGGUUUUUUCAAAACUAAUCGUUCGACUGAGUACCUUCAAGAAUACCGCCGUUGUUCAGGAAUUUUACACUUGGUUUACAAUCACUCCACUUAAGCGUCGCUGCACUGUCGUGGUUCGUCGGAUUCAUCCCGUAUAUUGAUUGAAAUCACUUUUCUGAUUUGUAGACCCAGUCGACAAUAGAGCCAAAAUGGGGGUCUCUCGAUUUGUGAUGAUCUUACAGGGGAUGACUGUUCGAUGUGUGUUCUGUAUAGCAGCCAUGAUAAGUGUCUUUGGGGUUGUAACGGUUAAACAGCAGCAGGCCUAUUGGCUUCUACUCAACUUGUCUUUCUUGCUCUUCCUCGAGGCCGCUAUCACAUUUACACGAACCAGGACAGGGGAAUGGAAAUGGUUCUGUCCCAGUGUUUUACUGUUCCUGGUCGCCACAGUACCAUCCCUCUGGCUCCUUGAGAUGACCCUUCUCAAUGAUAGAUUAGAAUAUGCCGAGAUGCAUGGAGGAGAUUGCGUUUCAUUGGAGGAUGUUGAAACCAAUAAUACACAGCUGGUAGCUAAAAUAUCCGGGGUGACCCUACCGCUUAUCCUGACCACACAGAGUUGGUCAAUUGCUCUUCAACAAGCUCUUCUCUUCGUUCUCAUCCUGGGACGAUGGUUACUACCAAAGGGUGAACUCACAAGGGACCAACUUUCACAACUUCUCCUGGUGUACAUCGGCAUUGCAGCAGAUAUUCUUGAAUUUGUGACGGAGAAUCUCAAACUUGAACAGGUCCGCUGUAACCCGAUCAUGGUGGUUUGUAUCCUGGGUUUGUGGACUUGGAGCCUUAUGCAAUUCACACUAGGUCUGACAGCUACCAAGGCCCGUAAACCACGUGUUGCUGGAACGAGCAUGCGCAAGAAGAAAGAGGAGAAACAACCUAAGGUAACGUUCUGCUGUGAAACCGAGGUCUGGGGUAUCAUGGCCACAGUGGUUAUGCAAGACGGUCCCUUCCUCACCAUGCGUCUUUACCUACUGACGGUAGAGGAAGCCGUCAAUCACAUGAUGAUAUUUUUCACGUGUAAGAACAUGCUCAUCAUGCUGCUUCAGAUGUAUCGCCUUCUUGUUAUCUGUAUCGAGCGUCCAGGAACGCAGGAAUCUGCCAUUGUUAAAACUGUAGUGAGAUACCGUGACGCAAGCAGACGAUACGUCAACGAGCACGCAGCUGAACGGAGGCGUCAGAAGCAGCUGCAUCAUGAUCUCAGACUUCGUCAUGGAGAUCAUAAGUCUAGUCCCAAGCACAGUAUGUCGCAGCACCGUCUCAUACCUGAUGUAACGGACGUACUGACACCAGGACAAGCCAUGCCUCUCCUGCCAUCUUUCCCCCUCACACUUAUUACUGGCCAAGAACGGGGCGUUGGAGACGGGUUCGACGACAACUCAAACAAGAAUUGCGACGUCGAGAAGCAAUCACCAAAACCUGUCGUCGACAAGCGGGAAGAACUGUCCGAUUACGAUAACACGACGAGCGAUUUCGACAUCCAUCCUGUCCCGUCGCCGACCAGAGUGUCAUCGACCAAUGCAACGGUACAUAACGCUCCACAGUUAGCGUCGUUUUGACGUUACGUAAAUACUGUUUGAUAUCGUUUGUUAUAUACUAGGAGGGAGUUAUCCUCACAAUCAAAACAUUUUCAGAGUAUCAUAUUUUGUAAUUUGUUAUGAGAGAACAGAUGCUUACGAUAUUCCAUAUAGUAUAGGCCCUAAUAGUCAUAAUGAGAAAUUGAUUAUCAAAAAAGAACGAAGAGGAUUUUGUAUGACCCAUAUGAAUUUGUUUGCAAUGUGCAUACAUAUACUUUGUGUGAAUCGCUAAAAAGUCGUACAAAAAGUAAGAACGUAGAUACAUGUGGAUCUCUAACAGAUUGAACCAAACUCUGCUGAUAACAAUGAAGUUUAUCUUGAAAUGUAGGCAGGAUUCGAUAAUUAUGUUUAUGUUCUAAUUUUAUUAGUUUCUGUUCAAGUCUAAAUUAGCAUUUAUACUGCUGAAUAUUUGUUGAUAAACUUGAUAUGAACAAAAAAUAAAGUUACAUGAAGACACCUUUUUCUAAUGCAAUGAAAUUCACUACACAUAUUUCGAAAGAGAGAUGGCGCUAACUUCGAAAUAUUUACGGCAGUCGUUUUUGUUUUUCACGGAGUUUGUCCAACACUGGAGGUAAAACUUUGAAUAAAAUUUAGGAAUUACCUGACUUAUGACGAGCCAAAUGGGUUUCUCAGUAGUUUAAAAAAAAAUCUUAUCUGCUAAGCAUAAUGGACACUUAUAUAGCACAAUGUUAUUACUUAGCAGUUUGAAGUGCAAUAUUUGCUAUAAUCAAAAUGAGAUCAUAAUAAAUAUAUUCUGUGCUCCUAAACUUAGUAAACAUCCAUAAAAUCUUUCAGCUAAAACUGAGUUCUUCGUAUUUCUUUCGAUAUAAAUUCAACCUUAAUAAAUUAGCCUCGAUAUUAGUGACGAUUGAAAUAUUUUGCCUGGCAAAGAUAAACAAAACAAUAUACGCAAUAAUGAAAUUAGUAAUGAAAUAAAAUAAGCCACACUGCAUUGUUAAUAUUUACAAUAUUAAGGUAGGAACUUCAAUUCUUUGUAUUUUUUCUCUCCCUUCUCCCUUCCUCCUCCUCUUCUUAUUCUUCUUCCUCUUUUUCUUUUUUUUUCUUCUUCUUCUUCUUCUGCUUCUUCUUCCCCUUCUUCCUUUUCUUCUUAUCCUUCUUUGUUUAUAUAUUUACCGCGGAUCCGUAAAUGAAAAAGGUAACUAUUGAGAAAUGAUCUAAAUGGUCUAAAUAUUAUUUUAUAAACAAUUGUUUUGAUGAGAUUAUAAUUUUAAGAGCAAUUUCACUGUUAGAAAAUCCUGAUUUUACAGAAAAAAAGAUAAAAGAUUUCGCAAAAAGCAAUAACGGAAUCAUUCUGUAAAUUCAUAAAACAGGAAUUUUUCUGCAAUUUAACAGAACAGGUCUGUAAAAAAAAGGGAAA